CACAUUCACAUCCAUACCGCAGGGUGGCGCUGUUGAGCUUCACUUCCUCGACUGUUGGAGCUGCUGUAAUGCUGUCAUUCUGACAGCCACACUUUCAGCUAAACUAAUAUAUCAUAUUUACACAACAAAAUCAAAAAACAGAUGUCGGGAGCUGUGAGAAAGAGGUUUGCUGAAGAUUACAUUAGUCUGUUAGUGUGGUAACGGUUAUUUAUCAGUAGCGGUAACGUUAGUUGGCUAAAGUAGCUCAGCACAGCUUUGUUUACAUUGCUAGUUCUGUUCAAGCAGCUCUCAUAGUGGGUUUAUGGCAGCAUAGAAAAGCUUUGAAACUGCUAGAUUACAUCAGCGGCCUGGCAUCAUCAUAACUGCUCAAAUUUGGCUGAAAAAGUUUUAUUUGUGCCUGUGCUACAACAUCAGAAUGGGUAUGUGUUUACCCUGUCUGAGUGGAGCUGGGGAUGAUGUAGUAGUCACACCAGACCCUGAGACAAGGAGACGACAGCUAGCAGAUGCUGCAGAGAAGAGACAGAAAGAGACUACCUACAGAGGUAUCAAAAACCCAGAAGCCUUGGAGAGGAAAAAGAAGAAACAAGAAGAGACAGAGAAACAGACCAUGAACUCUGUACCUUCUGGAGGUGGGGGACUAAAGUGGCAGGUUGGCUAACACAGGCUGAAGGGAAGAUCACUGGUGUGUCUACAUUGGGGAUCAACCUUCAUCUGCAGUAUUUCCCGCUGACUUGAGAGAUUCUGUAAACUCUGUGCUUUCUUUCUUAUUUUGAAGUGUACACUAGCCAGGGGAGUUUGCGUAGAGACUGCCAAGCUCCUAAUCCUCCAGGUCUUCUGAUUUGCCAGAGUGCAUUCAGGCCACGCCCCUUUAAAUGCCAAGAUGGGCUAGCUAGUGGGUUUCUGGGAUAGAGAUUUCAUAUAAUGGUUUUUUUCACAACCUAUUCCGUUCAUGUUCAUGCAUCAUUUUCACACACGCAGCUUUUGUACCAAUGUGCUUUCUAUUUUUGACAUUGUUUACGAACCUAGACUCUGAGAUCUGAAUGUCAUUUUAAUACACAUUUAUACGACUGAAAAGCAUGUUUUAUAUUGGAUUUUGGAUAAUUUUGUGCAUAGUUAGCCAUUUAUAUUUAUGCAUCCGUUACCAGUGUGUUUUGGUUGUAAGCUCAUAGUGCAUUUUGCGAUUUUUCAGGCCUGUACAGCAUGUGGGAAAUGUGUGAUAUUUAAGAGUGAAGUUAAACAUGCAAAUUAAGGAUAUUAUGUCAGUUAGCACUUUCACUGCCUGUUGAUUGUAUGACUUGCUGUUCUUAUGAACCAAGUUGAAUGUGUAUCACUUUAUCUUAUCAGACACCUCAAUUUCUCACCCUUUCUGAAGGGCUUUGGUUGUCUUAAGUUAAGAAAAUCUUAACUUACCACGUUUAAACUCAACAUCCAUAUUUCUGGGCCAUGCAAUUGUGACUUUAGACAUGGGAUUCUACUUUUCCGUUAGGUAGCAGCCUGAGCUAUUGUGAUUAGUGUGAAAUAUAUUGUACCUAUAGGAACUCUGAGUGAACGCUUCAUAUUGCCUUUGAUGCAUUUCUUUUUAAGAAAUGGUUUUCAGUUAUGCUCAUAAGUUGUUACCUCUGCCUACAGCAAUCACAGUCAAUGCUUGUGACAGGGAAAUAGAAUUGCACCAAAUAAUUAACAGAAAUAUCUUCCCAGGUUUCUUUCAGAAUGGGUUAUUGCAGGUUUAUACACUAGGACCCAUUUUUCAAUAGUUAGGCCACUUUUUCAAAACACUUAAUACAGUGAGCACAACAUUAAAUUCCAUUUCCAAAUUUGCAUUUUUCAAAUACCAUCAAUUAUUUUUUUUUUUUAACACAAACACCACUGAAACUCUAUAUACCUACAGGCCAAUUUGCACAUGCUUACAUACUUUUUCCUAAACUGUUUAAAUUCAAAACCUAACAAAGCUGUUUUUGGUAGUGUUUUGGUAGUUUUACUGCGUUUUGGAUGAAAUUCACUGUUUUGCCGAGUUAAAAGUUUGUAAAUAUGACUGUGUGAAGAGUUUUAAAAAAGUGACCUAAGUAUUAAGAAAUGGGUCCUAGCGAAUGUAAAAAACUAACAUAUACACACUGUAUAACAUUAAUACAAUAAAUCAGAUGAAGUAUUGCAAUGUUUAUGUUUAACAGUAGAGGGCAGUGGCAUAUCUUUGAUCAGGAACUGUUUUAGAAGCACAACUGCAAAGCUGUUGCUUAAAUAAAGAUUGUGUGUUUGAUUAAACAA
Molecule: messenger RNA, 2262 nt
Organism: Megalobrama amblycephala (Wuchang bream)
Lineage: Eukaryota; Metazoa; Chordata; Actinopteri; Cypriniformes; Xenocyprididae
Product: small VCP interacting protein
Exons: 4
Coding region: 416-658 (80 amino acids)
Biological process (GO): positive regulation of autophagy; negative regulation of retrograde protein transport, ER to cytosol; negative regulation of VCP-NPL4-UFD1 AAA ATPase complex assembly
Cellular component (GO): endoplasmic reticulum membrane
Source: RefSeq, a predicted model, not a curated record